AUGGCUUUGAAAUUCGCUCCCUUUGGUUCCGAGAUAGAGCUGCCCUUUUACACAGCUUUAUCACAGUCUAAGAUAGAUCAUGAUAAGCUCGACGAUUCCGCCCGCACUGUUCUUGGCUUGUACGAACCCCGCUCAACUGCACCAGAGGACAGCUGUCGGAUGAGGGUGCUCGGGAAUGCCCUCAACAGUGACGAUGUCCCUCCCAAUCAUAUACGUGCCGAGGGCAAGAUCAGGAACUUGAACACUAUCGAGGACUUUAAAAGCAUCAACAAGCCAGCAGUCUUAGAAACGGCUGCGAGACAGAUAUGGGAUGCUAUCAAUGAUGGAACUAUAUACUCCAUCCCCUCGCUUUUAUCCUCCUUUUCCAUUCUCUCAUUUGCAAACCUAAAGAAAUAUACCUUCACCUACUGGUUUGCUUUCCCAGCAAUUCAUUCUGAGCCACUUUGGAAGCUAGUCAAGGAGCAACCACCGCAGUUAGAGGGAAAAGAAACUACCGAGCUUGUCGAUGAGGUCGGCACCUGGAAAUAUGGGACCGACAACAGGGAGCACGGCUUCUUCUUAGCAAAGCGAAUACGUAGGACUUCUUUUUCCGAGCAUCCAACAACUCCCGGGACACCAAAAAGCUUGCUGGGCUAUAAAUGGGUUGUUGGGUCACUCCGACAAUUUGAGAGCGGUUUUUUUGACCGAACGGAACCUGCGGAUCGAUUUGUAUGCUUUGUCGAUCCAUCUACGUACCCCGACAAUCCAGGGUGGAUGUUGAGGAAUCUCUUGGUCUUAGUCAGGCGACGAUUUAAGCUCAACAAGGUCCAGAUUCUGAGUUAUCGAGAUGUCCACUCCAGAAGACACGAAGCUAGAAGCCGUAUUUUUCUCCUAGAAACCCAACCAGAGGAAAAUCCGAGCAAUGACUUACCCAAAAUCACGGGGUGGGAACGGAACAGCAUUGGAAAACUAAGUGCAAGAGUUACGAGUCUCACGCAGUACAUGGAUCCCACUCAGCUGGCUGAUCAAGCCGUGGACUUGAACUUGAAGCUUAUGAAGUGGCGAAUAGCUCCGGAUUUGAAUCUGGAUAAAAUCAAAGAAACCAAAUGUCUUCUUCUUGGAGCUGGAACACUUGGAUCUUACGUUUCCCGAUCUCUCAUGGCCUGGGGAGUGCGCAAAAUUACGUUCGUCGACAAUGGAAAUGUAUCCUUUUCAAAUCCGGUCCGACAGCCGUUAUUUGAUCAUAAGGACUGCCUUGAAGGGGGGGCAAAGAAGGCAUAUAGAGCCGCCGAGGCUCUUCAGGAGAUUUAUCCCAAUGUCGAUAGUACGGGGCAUGUCAUGUCAGUUCCCAUGCUUGGACAUCCAAUCCAGGACGAAUCAAACAUUAGAUUGGAUUUUGAGACGCUCCAGGCGCUUAUUGACGCCCAUGAUGUCAUUUUCCUGCUCAUGGAUACACGAGAAAGUCGCUGGCUUCCAACAGUGAUGGGGAAAUCAGCAGGCAAAAUCGUUAUGAAUGCUGCUCUCGGAUUUGACACCUAUGUGGUCAUGAGACAUGGCGUCACUGCACAAGAUGGUGGAGAAGCAGCCUUGGGGUGUUAUUUCUGCAACGAUGUUGUAGCUCCAGCAGAUUCUGUCAAGGAUCAAACUCUCGACCAGCAGUGUACGGUCACGCGACCCGGCGUCGCAGCUAUGGCAUCAAAUCUUCUAGUCGAGGUCCUAGUAUCACUUCUUCAACACCCUCUUGGGGCACAAGCACCCGCACCAGUAGCAUCCGUGAACAAAGAAACGCAUUCCAUAAACUACGAGAGGGACCCCCCUGAGCACCCUCUCGGCAUCGUACCACAUCAGAUCCGCGGUUUCUUAUCAACCUUUCAAAACAAGAUCAUAAGUGGAAAGUCGUAUGAUUGCUGUUCGGCAUGUUCUCCCAAGAUCGUCAAUGAGUACAAGCGCAAUGGAUGGGAGUUUGUCAAACGCGCAUUAACAGAGCCAGCUUAUGUGACCGAGCUCAGUGGACUGGCAGAGGUGCACCAGGCUGCCGAAGCUGCCGCCGCAAAUAUGGAUUGGGAUAGCGAGCCGGACAUUGGAGAAGAUGAGGGAGAAGGAGAGCUUCUCUAA
Molecule: messenger RNA, 2094 nt
Organism: Lachnellula hyalina
Lineage: Eukaryota; Fungi; Ascomycota; Leotiomycetes; Helotiales; Lachnaceae
Gene: atg7
Product: Ubiquitin-like modifier-activating enzyme
Exons: 4
Coding region: 1-2094 (697 amino acids)
Biological process (GO): C-terminal protein lipidation; autophagy of mitochondrion; protein modification by small protein conjugation
Cellular component (GO): phagophore assembly site; cytoplasm
Molecular function (GO): Atg8 activating enzyme activity; Atg12 activating enzyme activity
Source: RefSeq, a predicted model, not a curated record